Messenger RNA from Cylicostephanus goldi, 417 nucleotides. NCBI's taxonomy places the organism in Eukaryota, Metazoa, Nematoda, Chromadorea, Rhabditida, Strongylidae. The record is from the annotation of a GenBank genome assembly.
AUGCCAUGCGAUCCGAAUGCUCGACAUCUGAACCUGAGUCCUGGUCCCAGCGACUACGAUGCUUUCGAUCCAUACGAAGCCGAUCGGCUCGAAGCUAUGCGGCAACUCUACCCGGACAUGUUCCCUCCAGACAAAGAAGAACAGAAAAACCCAAAUUUUGCUAAAAUUCCCAAACCUAAGUCGGAACAUAUCCGCGCUCAUGCAGCACCUUUGCGUGAGUCUACCAUAAUUGACAUUACUAAAGCAUCCAAAAUUGCUAAGCCACUAGGUCCUGAGCAGCUAGGAGCUGAUUCCACUAAGUUCGAUUGGGUAGAAAAUCCAGAAUAUGGUGCAGACUUACAUACUACCAUACGAUACCAUAUCAUACCAUACCAUGCCAUAACAUAUACCACACAAAUAACAAGCAUCUCACUUUAA